Messenger RNA from Drosophila bipectinata, 907 nucleotides. RefSeq lists its product as uncharacterized. The record is from RefSeq and is a predicted model, not a curated record. Gene Ontology annotation, biological process: proteolysis; DNA integration. NCBI's taxonomy places the organism in Eukaryota, Metazoa, Arthropoda, Insecta, Diptera, Drosophilidae. Gene Ontology annotation, molecular function: zinc ion binding; nucleic acid binding; aspartic-type endopeptidase activity.
AAAAAUGGCAUUAUCAAAUAUCAACGCAUUGCUGGACAGGCAAUUGAUAACAGGCGAAGAGAUCCAAAACGUAAUAAGGAAUUACAAGAAGGAUUCGCCUGAACGAAAACAACAGCCUGACUAUUUCCAAAAACGCAUUGAGAAGUUAGUUAAGCUGUGGGAAAUAUUUUUUAAAGAUGAUUUAACUAUAAAAAGUACAACAGAAGGUGCUAAAAUUGAGCACAGUUACUUUAAAAAUAAUUAUUUCAAUCAAAUAAGAGAUUUGGUUGUAUCCUACAAAGGAGAAUUCAACAAACAAUUAUCCACAGUACAAAUGGAUACUGGAUCGGUUGCUUCCAGUGAAGAAGAAUCGGAACUGGAGCCAAUGAUUCGGGAACAAAGGGCUCUGCUGAUUAGUCUGGAACGAAUCAUGAAUAAAAUGACGAAUGAAACUCGUCAAGGAUUUAUGCCAAUCAUAAAUCAGUAUUGGGAUAAGAUAACAACUAUCCACAUUGAAAUUUAUAAAAAAUUUGAGGAUCCUGCAAAACUUGGAUAUCUCGACCAGAGAUAUUUAGCAGCGGAAGACGCCGUCAUAGCAGUCCAAACUAUGACAUGUGAAGAAAGCAUCUCACGUCCUGCCAACAUACCUCAAAUGCAUGCCUCAUUGCCGUUGCCGAAAGUUGAAAUUCCCAAAUUUGAUGGGGACUAUUUAAAAUGGCAACAAUUUCAUGACAUUUUCAAGAAAAUGAUUCAUGAAGCAUCAUUACCCAUCAUUCAAAAGAUGUGGUACUUAAAAACUAGCAUCACUGGAGAGGCUGAGCGUUUAAUACGCCAUCUAUCCUUAACCGAAGGAAACUAUGCAACAGCAUGGAAUAUGCUACAAGAGCGUUUUAGCAACAAAAGAGUGCUAAGUAACGCGUUAAUAUAA